AUGACUGGUUUAGUCAGUGUCUCGCCUAACCUUUCAGCUUCUAGUGGUGGUACCACUACUCUAUCAACAAAAGUCUCGGUCUCUUUGACAACCACAACUAAAACAGCCACUACAACAAAGGCAACCACCACGAGUGCAAGCAGCACAGGUUUCCCUAGUACCAAUGGACUGGACUUUGAGAUUGAUGGAAAGACAAGCUACUAUGCCGGUUCCAAUUCCUACUGGAUUGGCUUCCUCACAAACGAUAACGAUGUGGAUCUUGUGUUUGACCAUAUGGAUGAAUCUGGGCUCCGAAUCCUUCGAGUUUGGGGAUUCAACGAUGUCAACACUAUUCCACCUCCAGGGACUGUGUAUUUUCAUUUGCUAAAAGACGGGACUGCCACCAUCAACACCGGUGCAGAUGGCCUGCAGCGCCUGGACUAUGUUGUUGCCUCUGCCGAGGCACGGAAUGUGAGACUGAUCAUAAACUUUGUCAACAACUGGUCGGAUUAUGGAGGUAUGGCCGCCUAUGUCACUGCUUUUGGUGGCAGCCAGACAACCUGGUAUACAAAUACCGCGGCUCAAACGGCCUACCGUGCUUACAUCAAAGCUAUUGUUUCACGAUAUAUUGACUCGCCUGCCGUUUUUGCAUGGGAGUUGGCUAAUGAGCCCCGCUGCCAUGGCUGUGACACUUCGGUUCUUUACAACUGGAUCCAGUCGACUAGUGCUUAUAUCAAAUCCCUGGACUCGAAGCACAUGGUCGCCAUUGGUGAUGAGGGCUUCGGACUGGACGCUGGGUCGGAUGGCAGCUACCCCUACAGCUACGGUGAGGGUCUGAAUUUUACGAUGAACCUAGGAAUUGAUACCGUCGACUUUGCUACAUUCCAUCUCUACCCCUCGAGCUGGGGAACCACCAAUGAUUGGGGUAACGGAUGGGUCACAUCCCACGGAGCUGCCUGUGCAGCAGCCGGCAAGCCUUGUCUCUUUGAAGAGUACGGCGUGACUUAUGAUCACUGUGCUAUUGAGGCUCCGUGGCAGAAGACAGCGUUGGACACUACUGGCAUUGCAGCUGAUCUCUACUGGCAGUAUGGAGACACACUGAGCUCGGGAAAAUCUGCCGAUGAUGGCAACACCAUCUACUACGGAACAAGCGAUUUUACCUGUCUGGUGACGGAUCACAUCGCAGCCAUUGACUCCUAG
Messenger RNA from Penicillium digitatum Pd1, 1179 nucleotides. The record is from RefSeq and is a predicted model, not a curated record. Lineage: Eukaryota; Fungi; Ascomycota; Eurotiomycetes; Eurotiales; Aspergillaceae.